AUGUCGAGAGAUGGCGUUACGAAAAUGGAACCGAUUUAUUACAAGGAACUUGGGCUUCUUUUUCGUUAGUAUAUUCUGUGCUUGUUACAUUUAAAAAGUCAAAAAAUUUUGAAAGAAGUGGGAAGCUAUGGUGGGAAGUGUGUAAUUUAUUAUUUAUUUUUUGUUUUUCUAUGGCCAUUCGCCAUCGUCUUUAUGCUCACGCGUUUACAUCAUGUGAUAUGUAAUUCAAUUUGUGAUCAGUUAAUUUACUACAAUAAUUAACGUUAAAUAAAAAAAAUGGGCGAGCAAGAAGAUUUUCAACAAGAUCCACAAAAAAACGAUUUAAAUACCACGGAUUCCGCAGAUGAAACUGAGGAAACCAACAAUCAAGGCGAAAAUGUUGAAAUUUCCAAUUCUGAAUCCUUUGAUGAGGAUUACACUGAAGAAAACAUAGGUGACGAAGCAUUUCAAAAUCUAGAUCAUCAGUUAGAUGCACUGUUUGUGGCUCUCGAUGAAAUUGAAUCGAAGAAUGAUAACCUACAUGCGCAACUGUUGCAACUAUUACAUUCCAACCGGGAAAUAAGGAAAGAAUUACAAGAGGCUCAUCAAGUAAAUGGGAACGAUGAUAGGAUGGACACAGAAAAUCCUUAAAUAUUAUUGACAAACCUAUUGUUAUUGUUAUUAUAUGUAUUUAUUAAUCUAUUUUAUUAUCAAUGUAUUAGAUUUGCUUUAAAAAUGCAGUAUUCUAUGUUAACUAUUUGAAAUCUUUAUACAGUCUUGCAAGUCAAAUAUUUAUAAAACCUUGUUUUUUUCUAUAAAUAGGUAGGUAAUUUUUAAAUUAUUUGAUUACUGUGUUAUCUAGGAUUCCUCUGUUUGUAGUAAUAAUACAGACAUGAAGAACAAUAAAGAUAAUUAU
This is a messenger RNA of Sitophilus oryzae (rice weevil), 895 nucleotides long. RefSeq names its product UPF0184 protein C9orf16 homolog. The transcript has 2 exons. The record is from RefSeq and is a predicted model, not a curated record. NCBI's taxonomy places the organism in Eukaryota, Metazoa, Arthropoda, Insecta, Coleoptera, Curculionidae. Bases 277 to 630 code for a protein of 117 amino acids.